CAUCUCCUAUUCACUACCGAACCCACCCUACCUACUAUUAGUAUACUUCCAUUUCUCCAUCUCAUUUAUGUCUCUUAAUUGAAAUAUAGAAUAUCUCGAUCUCGUCCUUCCUUUCUUAAAUUAAUUGAAAAAUCAUGUAUGUUGCUAUAUAAUGGAAUGAAGUGAAUGAGGAAAAUGAUUUGCUAGAUCAAAAUGCAACAGUAAAGUGCUAUACCAGGCCAGUAAAUUUUAGUCCAAAAGAAAACAUCAUCACUCCACAACCCACCUUAUGACGGUAGCAAUGAUCUUUUCGUCCACAAAUCCGGCAUAAUAUCUGUUGCAUAUUGCGUCCUCUGUGAAGGAGAGAAUGUCGAGUUCACCUUGGAGGAAGUUAGCGACAAUCGUAGGAAGGCCGUGGAAAAUUUACAGCCCCAAAGGAAACCCUAUCAUAGGUUGCGGCGGUGUGAGAGGCGACAGAGGAGGCCUCGGAGGCCAUGGCGGUGGCUAUGGAGGUAGGGGCGGAGGUUGCCAUCUGGUGGCUACGGAGGCAGAGAUGGUGAAAGCUAUGGUGGCAGCUACGGAGGAGGUGGUGGAAGCUAUGGUGGAGGAGGCGGCACCUACGGUUAAUCAGGCGACGGAUGUCGUUGAGGAGGCGGUGGCGGUGGUGGUUGCUUCUCCUGUGGCUAGGAAGGUCACUUUGCUCGUGAAUGCCAAAACAACACCCGUUGAUCUGUUUAUCUAAUGUCUCGGAAAAUGGCAUUGUGAAUAUUCACAUAUCUAAUCUUUGUUUUAUAUUAUCAUGUUUCUCUUUUAAUCAUAAAAAAAUAUUUACGUGUCUAUUUCUUUUAUGUGAGAUACGCAUCGUGCACAUUAUUUCACAUUAUUGCUUUUGAG
Molecule: messenger RNA, 873 nt
Organism: Cuscuta europaea
Lineage: Eukaryota; Viridiplantae; Streptophyta; Magnoliopsida; Solanales; Convolvulaceae
Source: the annotation of a GenBank genome assembly